AUGGAUACCAAUUUGAUGAUACGAUAUGUUGAUUAUCUUAAUGAUAUGAGUAAUGAUGAUGAAUGUGAGGUUCCAGCAAUGAUAGUAUACGAUUUGUUUAAAGAACAUUUGAAAGAUUCGGUCAAAGAUAAGUUUCACGAUAGUGAUAUUGAUUUAGUGGUUAUUCUGGCUGGCUUAACUAGUAUUUGCCAACCACUCGACAUUACAAUUAAUAAACCAUUCAAAGACAAUCUUCACAAGAAAUGGCAUCUUUGGAUGACAAAAGGUGGUGCCAGAAAAACUGCAGCUGGAAACCUUCGACAUGCUAGAAUAAAUCUUAGUAGUAAGAGCGUUGAAAUUGUAGAUCUUAGUAGUAAGGAAAUUGUAGAUCUUAGUAGUAAAGACUUUGAAAUUGUAGAUCUUAGUAGUAAAGACGUUGAAAUU
Messenger RNA from Racocetra persica, 423 nucleotides. Lineage: Eukaryota; Fungi; Glomeromycota; Glomeromycetes; Diversisporales; Gigasporaceae. The record is from the annotation of a GenBank genome assembly.